Molecule: messenger RNA, 2535 nt
Organism: Microplitis demolitor
Lineage: Eukaryota; Metazoa; Arthropoda; Insecta; Hymenoptera; Braconidae
Gene: Usp5
Product: ubiquitin carboxyl-terminal hydrolase 5
Exons: 1
Coding region: 1-2418 (805 amino acids)
Biological process (GO): protein deubiquitination
Molecular function (GO): cysteine-type deubiquitinase activity; protein binding; zinc ion binding
Source: RefSeq, a predicted model, not a curated record
AUGGAAUCAACUAUCGAGUUAUCUAAACAUUUAGAUGUCGUCAAAAUAGCUAGACCUGGAGAUAAGGUAUAUAAAGACGAAUGUGUCUAUUCAUUUGAUACACCAGAAUCUCCAUCGGGCUUGUACGUAAGUCUUACAAGUUUUCAUGGACUUGGUCGCGAUUACGUUGAAAGAUAUUACAACAAAACUGGACAUCGCAUUUAUCUUAACAUAAAACGAAUUAAAGAAGCAUCGAAAGAACAACCGGCUGACGGACCUGCUAAAAAAAUAACUCGUUUGGCAAUCGGUGAACCCGGUGGAUUUAAUCCCAAUGAAAAAAAAUAUACUAUUAAAGAAUCUUAUAAAAUUGUCAUUUUGCCGAAUUUUACUUCUUUUGAUUAUCCAUCAGAUGAAAUACCACCCGAAAUAAAUAAUUCAGUAACGUCAAUUUUAAACGCCGAAUCAGCAACCAAAGCAGCUGAAAGAGAAGCUCUGUCGGGUACUUGGGAUGGUGAAGCUAAAAUAAUUUCAAAGCAUGCAUCGAAUUUAUUGCAAUUAGAUAACGGAAGAAAAAUACCACCGAGUGAUUGGAAGUGUGAUAAGUGCGAUUUGAAUCAAAACUUGUGGUUGAAUUUGACUGACGGAUCGAUAUUGUGUGGACGUAAAUUUUAUGAUGGUUCUGGUGGUAAUAAUCAUGCUGUCCAACAUUAUCAAGAGACCAAUUAUCCUUUAGCUGUUAAGUUAGGAACGAUUACUAAAGAAGGAAAGGGAGACGUUUACUCUUACGAUGAAGAUGAUAUGGUUGAAGAUCCGAAUUUAAUUGAGCACUUGGCCCACUGGGGUAUCAACAUCACUCAGUUAGAAAAAACAGAAAAAUCUAUGGUAGAAUUAGAGUUAGACCUCAAUCAAAAGUUCGGAGAAUGGGUCGCACUUCAAGAAGCUGCCAGUAAAUUGACUCCAAUUUACGGCCCUGGCUUUACUGGUCUCGUUAAUCUUGGAAAUUCUUGUUAUUUAAAUAGCGUAAUGCAAAUGAUUUUUAUGAUUCCGGAUUUCAUUAAUCGAUUCGUUGUCUCGGCGUCGGAAAUUUUUGACACCAAUACUGUCGAUCCAGCAAAUGAUUUUAAUGUCCAAAUGGCUAAAUUAGGAUCUGGUUUAUUGUCUGGUAAAUAUUCAGUCGCUCCUAAAUCAGAAGAUCAAAAUGAAGCGCAGCAUGGCAUUGAACCUCGAAUGUUUAAAAGUCUUAUAGGCCGUGGGCAUCCAGGAUUUUCGUCUCACCGUCAGCAAGAUGCUCAAGAAUUUUUAUUGCAUUUAUUGAGUAUUUUAGAACGUCAUAGUGUUCAUCAAAUAAAUCCAGCAAAUUGUUUUAAAUUUAAAGUUGAAGAACGUUAUGAAUGCAGUAGUUCUGGUAAUGUUAAAUAUUCAUAUCGUCCAGAAUAUUUAUUACCAAUUCCAAUACCUAUGGGAGCAGCAACAAAUAAAGACGAAGUUGCCGCACAUGAGAGAGAAAAAAAGGAGGCUGAAGCUGCUGGUAGAAAAUUAGAUUCCAGUAUUAUUGUAAGACCGCAUAUUAAAUUUUCAUCGUGUCUUGAAACAUUUGCUGGAGUUGAAUCUAUUGAACAAUUUUACAGCAGUGCAAUAAAUGGUAAAACAACUGCCAGAAAAAUUACAAGACUUGCAACAUUUCCAGACUACCUACUGAUACAUUUAAAAAAAUUUACUGUCAAUGAAGAUUGGACAUUAGCUAAAUUAGAUGUUGCUGUUGAAAUGCCUGAUAUAUUGGAUUUAAAUUCUCUGCGUGGAUGUGGAUUACAACCAAAUGAAAAAUUAUUACCAGAAUCAGCAGCUGAAAUUCCAAUGCCUGUUUACGACCAGACUAUUUUAAGUCAAUUAAUAGACAUGGGUUUCCCGCCAGAGGCGUGUAAAAGAGCAUUAUAUUUCACUGAAAAUCAAGGGCUCGAAGUCGCUUCUAAUUGGCUCUUAGAGCACAUGAUGGAUUCUGAUUUCGCAGACAAAUUUGUACCACCGGGAAUUGAAAUAACAUUAUCGAAAGCACCAUUUGUACCAAGUGAAGCAGGUCUUGAAUAUCUGUUGAGUUUAGGAUUCGCUGAAGAUCGUGCUAUUAAGGCACUUAAGGAAACGGACAAUAAUAUGGAACGUGCUGUUGACUGGAUAAUCAGUCAUCAAGAUGAACUCGAUACUCAUGGAAUGGUAGAAGAUGAGAGCAAACCUGCUCAAGCUGAUUAUCGUGAUGGAAACAGUCGUUAUAAACUUGUAGGUUUUAUAUCACACAUGGGCACUUCAUCGAUGGUUGGUCACUACGUAUGUCAUUUACUCAAAGAUGACCGAUGGGUUAUAUUUAAUGAUGAAAAAGUUGCAUUGUCAGAAAAUCCUCCAAAAGAACUUGGAUAUAUAUACAUGUAUCAACGUUUAGAUUUAUAGUUUAUAUGCCAACUUUUUUUUUUUUUAUAAGUAACAAUGUAUUGUGCUAAAUUUAUUAACGAAAUUUACAAUUCAUAUGUUAUUUACUACAUAAUUAAUAAAAAAAUUUAAAUUUAA